Molecule: messenger RNA, 1131 nt
Organism: Lobosporangium transversale
Lineage: Eukaryota; Fungi; Mortierellomycota; Mortierellomycetes; Mortierellales; Mortierellaceae
Product: Thi4 family-domain-containing protein
Exons: 3
Coding region: 86-925 (279 amino acids)
Source: RefSeq, a predicted model, not a curated record
CUCUCCCUCCAUCAUACAGCCUUUCCACACACUCAACUACACACAUUUCACUCUUCUCUAUCUUAACUCUUCUUUCAGUUUCAAGAUGGCUCUUUCGAACGGUAACUACACCAACGGCUCCACCGCCACUACAUCGACUGCCCAAGCUAAUGCCAUCAACCUGGUUGGUGUUCCUCAAUAUGAUCUCAAUAACCUGCACUUCAACCCGAUCAAGGAAUCCGAUGUCAGUCGUGAGAUGACCCGUCGCUACAUGACUGAUAUGCUCGAGCACGCCGAGACUGAUGUCGUUGUCAUUGGUGCUGGAUCAGCUGGACUGAGCUGUGCAUGGGAGCUCAGCAAGAAUCCCAACGUUAGGGUCACAGUGAUUGAGCAAAGCGUCUCACCUGGCGGUGGUGCCUGGUUGGGAGGGCAGUUGUUCUCGGCCAUGAUUGUCCGCAAGCCUGGUCAUCAUUUCUUGGCCGAGGUUGGUGUGCCAUUUGAUGACUGCAAUGAGAACUAUGUGGUGGUCAAGCAUGCUGCCUUGUUCACGUCCACGAUCCUUAGCAAGUUGCUCAUGCGUCCCAAUGUCAAGCUCUUCAACGCUCUUGCAGCUGAGGACUUGAUCGUCAAGAAUGGUCGUGUUUCCGGUGUCGUCACCAACUGGACCCUUGUGACCCUUCAUCACGACACCCAGUCCUGCAUGGAUCCUAACGUCAUCGAGGCAAAGGUCGUAGUCUCGUCCACAGGCCAUGAUGGCCCCAUGGGUGCAUCGGGUGUGAAGCGUCUCCAGAAGAUCGGGUUGAUUAAGAAUGUACCCGGCAUGAUUGCUUUGGACAUGAACGCUGCUGAAGAUGGCAUUGUCGCCAACACUCGCGAGGUCGUUCCUGGCAUGGUUAUUACGGGCAUGGAAGUCGCCGAGCUCGACGGUUGCCCUCGUAUGGUAUGAUAUCCAAUCACUCUAUAUCGGUCCAAGUGAUAUCUAUCACACUCUAGCAUUUUUUUUUUUACUGGGUUUAAAGAAAAUGGCCUGAGGGGUAUGAUUUGGGAUACUCGUUACUAAUAAUGAUUAACGGGAGGACACAUUUUGUUGUCCUCUUUGCCUAUAUUGUUUUGUCCUUUUGCUACUUUGUCAAUAGGGUCCCACUUUCGGUG